Messenger RNA from Leptonychotes weddellii (Weddell seal), 3016 nucleotides. The record is from RefSeq and is a predicted model, not a curated record. Lineage: Eukaryota; Metazoa; Chordata; Mammalia; Carnivora; Phocidae.
UUUGGCUACUGUGGACGUUUAAGCUUUGGCUUCUUUAUUACGUGCUUAGCAAGCUGGCGGCUGACCCACCUGGAUGAUUUCUCUUUUCUCCUCCAGCACGCGAUGAACGUGAUCGGGAUCUUCGCGGAGGAGCAGAUGCUGGUGCUGCAGAUAGUGGCGGGCGUCCUCCACCUGGGGAACAUCAGCUUCAAGGAAGUUGGCAAUUACGCGGCCGUGGAGAGUGAGGAGUUUUUGGCUUUUCCUGCAUAUCUUCUGGGGAUAAACCAGGACAGGUUGAAAGAAAAGCUCACAAGCCGGCAGAUGGAUAGCAAGUGGGGAGGCAAGUCGGAGUCCAUCCACGUGACGCUCAACGUGGAGCAGGCCUGUUACACCAGGGACGCCCUCGCCAAGGCUCUGCAUGCCCGAGUCUUUGACUUCUUGGUAGAUUCCAUCAACAAAGCAAUGGAGAAGGACCAUGAAGAAUACAACAUUGGUGUCCUGGACAUCUAUGGCUUUGAAAUAUUCCAGAAAAAUGGCUUUGAACAGUUCUGUAUCAAUUUUGUCAAUGAAAAAUUACAGCAGAUUUUUAUUGAGCUGACAUUAAAGGCAGAACAGGAAGAAUAUGUUCAAGAGGGAAUAAGAUGGACACCCAUUGAGUACUUUAAUAACAAAAUCGUAUGUGACCUCAUAGAGAACAAAGUUAACCCUCCUGGGAUCAUGAGCAUCCUGGAUGACGUGUGCGCCACGAUGCACGCAGUAGGGGAGGGGGCAGAUCAGACGCUCCUGCAGAAACUUCAGAUGCAGAUUGGGAAUCACGAGCACUUCAACAGCUGGAACCAAGGCUUCAUUAUUCACCAUUAUGCUGGAAAGGUAUCCUAUGACAUGGAUGGCUUUUGUGAAAGGAACCGUGAUGUGCUUUUUAUGGAUCUGAUCGAGCUUAUGCAGAGCAGUGAGCUACCUUUUAUAAAGUCCUUAUUUCCAGAAAAUCUGCAAGCUGACAAGAAGGGACGCCCAACUACUGCCGGAAGCAAAAUAAAGAAACAAGCCAACGACCUUGUGAGCACCCUGAUGAAAUGUACACCUCACUACAUCCGCUGCAUAAAACCAAAUGAAACCAAGAAGCCCAGAGACUGGGAGGAAAGCAGGUAUGUUGGCUCACAUUUGCCUUCUCUACGUUCACAGCUAUUCCUUCUAGAAGAAAUGAGAGAGAGAAAGUAUGAUGGGUAUGCUCGAGUGAUACAGAAAUCAUGGAGGAAAUUUGUGGCCCGGAAGAAAUACGUCCAAAUGAGAGAAGAAGCCUCAGACCUCCUGUUGAACAAGAAGGAGAGAAGGAGAAACAGUAUUAACAGGAACUUCAUCGGGGAUUACAUCGGGAUGGACGAGCACCCGGAACUCCAGCAGUUUGUGGGGAAGAGGGAGAAGAUCGAUUUUGCAGACACAGUGACCAAGUACGACAGGAGGUUCAAGGGUGUAAAGCGAGACUUGCUUCUUACUCCUAAGUGCUUGUACUUAAUUGGACGAGAGAAGGUCAAACAGGGCCCAGACAAAGGCCUGGUGAAGGAAGUGCUGAAGCGGAGAAUCGAGAUGGAGAGAAUCUUGUCCGUGUCCCUCAGUACUAUGCAGGAUGACAUUUUCAUUCUUCAUGAGCAAGAGUAUGACAGUUUGCUUGAGUCCGUCUUCAAAACUGAAUUCUUGAGCCUCUUAGCAAAGCGUUAUGAGGAAAAAACCCAGAAGCAACUACCUCUGAAAUUUAGCAAUACGCUUGAACUCAAGUUGAAAAAGGAGAAUUGGGGUCCCUGGAGUGCAGGGGGCUCCCGGCAAGUGCAGUUCCACCAAGGCUUCGGUGACCUGGCCAUCCUCAAGCCCAGUAACAAAGUGCUGCAGGUCAGCAUCGGACCCGGGCUGCCCAAGAACUCCCGUCCCACCAGAAGGAACACAACUCAAACCAGAAGUUACUCCGGGGGGACGCACAACGCCAACUACCCGAUGAGAGCUGCCCCUCCCCCUCCAGGAUACCAUCAGAAUGGAGUCCUCAAAAACCAGUUUCUGCCACAUCCCCAUGCUGCUGGCAGCCAGAGGUUAAAUCAGAAAAGUCUGUACACUUCCAUGGCCCGCCCACCCUUGCCACGACAACAGUCCACUGGCUCAGACCGAGUGUCCCAGACGCCGGAGAGCUUGGAUUUCCUUAAGGUCCCAGACCAGGGUGCUGCCGGUGUCCGGAGGCAAACGAGCAGCCGGCCUCCCCCAGCCGGGGGCAGACCUAAGCCCCAGCCCAAGCCUAAGCCUCAGGUGCCACAGUGCAAGGCUCUCUAUGCCUAUGAUGCUCAGGACACAGAUGAACUCAGCUUCAAUGCCAAUGACAUUAUCGACAUUAUCAAAGAAGGUAAGUGCAUGGCUGGCUGGCUGGCUGGCUGGGACAGCCUCCUAAAGAACAUUCAGUCACAGUGCUAUAAAAACUAGUUUAAACAUGAAGGGAAUUUAUAGGCUGCUCUAACUGAAACUUGUAGCAGGAAUCUAGACUUCAGGCUCAGUUUGAUCAAGGCUCCAAUUUUUUUUUAUUUAUCAUUAUUUUUUUUAAUACUUCUUCAGCUCUGCCUUCUUUGUAUUUGCUACCUUCUUGGCUGUUUUCCCUCCUGGCAGCAAAGUGGCUGCCUCAGUUCCAGCAAACAGAUCGAACUAGGUCUGAAAUCUUUCUCUCUCAAACUUCUCUUAGCCAUUGGACAAAAGUCCUAGGUUUCACUCUGAUUAGACCAAAUUGGUCGUGUGUCCAUCCCUGAAUCUCUGUAGCAAGACUAGGGCUGUACCUAUAGUAGGUUAGGCAUGGCAGGGACUUCUGUAGGAAACGGGAGUUAGGACUAUCCCACCCAAACUUGAUGGCCUCCUCAUACGGAAGGUAGAUGGAAGUCAGGGAGGCAACCUGUAACAUCUCUUAUAAAAGUAGUCUGUGGGCUUGGCUGAAUGCUUUAUUAAUUUGGUAGAGAAGAUAAGUUAGAAUAUAAUAUACAUAUGACCAAACAUUAGUGCUUAUGGAAGUAUU